Messenger RNA from Phragmites australis (common reed), 1334 nucleotides. RefSeq names its product cyclin-dependent kinase B2-1. Bases 118 to 1104 code for a protein of 328 amino acids. Lineage: Eukaryota; Viridiplantae; Streptophyta; Magnoliopsida; Poales; Poaceae. The record is from RefSeq and is a predicted model, not a curated record. The transcript is spliced from 6 exons. Gene Ontology annotation, biological process: protein phosphorylation; regulation of gene expression; signal transduction. Gene Ontology annotation, molecular function: ATP binding; cyclin binding; cyclin-dependent protein serine/threonine kinase activity. Gene Ontology annotation, cellular component: cytoplasm; cyclin-dependent protein kinase holoenzyme complex; nucleus.
CAUACAAAAACCUCCCCCAAUUCCCAAACCCUAAUCGCACCCCACUCCAAUCCCACCCCAUCCCAUCCUCGCUCGACGCGAAGAGCGAGAGAGAGAGCGGCGGAUCCGCGUGACGCGAUGGCGACGGUCCAGCACCAGCAGGAACCGGCGGCGGCGGCGGCGCCGACAACGACGACGGGGGGCGGCAUGCGCGCGAUGGACCUGUACGAGAAGCUGGAGAAGGUCGGGGAGGGCACGUACGGGAAGGUGUACAAGGCCCAGGAGAAGGCGACGGGCCGGAUCGUGGCGCUGAAGAAGACGCGGCUCCCCGAGGAUGACGAGGGCGUGCCGCCCACCGCGCUGCGGGAGGUGUCCCUGCUGCGGAUGCUGUCGCAGGACCCGCACGUGGUGCGGCUCCUCGACCUCAAGCAGGGCGUGAACAAGGAGGGGCAGACCAUCCUCUACCUCGUCUUCGAGUACAUGGACACCGACCUCAAGAAGUUCAUCCGCAGCCACCGCAACAACCACGAGAAGAUCCCCGCGCCCACCGUAAAGAUCCUGAUGUACCAGCUCUGCAAGGGCGUGGCCUUCGUCCACGGCCGCGGCGUGCUGCACCGUGACCUCAAGCCGCACAACCUGCUCAUGGACCGCAAGACCAUGGCGCUCAAGAUCGCCGACCUCGGGCUCAGUCGCUCCUUCACCGUCCCUCUCAAGAAGUACACCCACGAGAUCCUGACGCUGUGGUACAGGGCUCCCGAGGUCCUUCUUGGCGCCACGCACUACUCCACGCCGGUUGACAUGUGGUCCGUGGGCUGCAUAUUUGCUGAGUUGGUCACAAACCAACCGCUUUUCGCUGGGGACUCAGAGGUGCAGCAGCUCCUGCACAUUUUCAAGUUGCUGGGCACCCCAAAUGAGAAGGUGUGGCCGGGAGUAAGCAAGCUGCCGAACUGGCACGAGUACCCCCAGUGGAACCCCUCAAAGCUGCCCCCUUUUGUUCCUGGUCUCGACGCCGAUGGCAUUGAUCUGCUUGAGAAAAUGCUGCAGUACGAGCCGGCGAAGCGGAUCUCUGCGAAGAAGGCCUUGGAGCACCCGUACUUCAGUGAUGUGAACAAGGAGCUGUACUGAAGCGAUUCAGCUAGCAGGAGUCCAUCGAGAGCCUUCACGACUUAGAAUGAAGGCAAGUAGCUUAUAAUCUUAGCUCCUUUGCGUGUGUAGCUCGAUUGCCCUGAAGCAGUGCUUUUGCUUCGAGGGCACCCAUCUCUGUUUCUCUAGCUGCUCUCUCGUGUGCUUUUCACUUUGGUUGUGAUGGAUAACGAAUGAUUAGGAAGAAUCUCUGCGUAACUGAACUCGUCUGA